Cicer arietinum (chickpea) is the source of this 1842-nucleotide messenger RNA. Its product is annotated as fasciclin-like arabinogalactan protein 2. NCBI's taxonomy places the organism in Eukaryota, Viridiplantae, Streptophyta, Magnoliopsida, Fabales, Fabaceae. Gene Ontology annotation, cellular component: plasma membrane. The record is from RefSeq and is a predicted model, not a curated record. Gene Ontology annotation, biological process: shoot system development; root development.
AAUCCAAUCCUUCAUGUUCAUGGGUCCUACAACAACCUAAUACCAACCUGGCAUUAUUUGUCAGCACCCAAACCAUACACCAUUUUAAUAUCAUCACCACACUUAAUGUAAGUGAGUAAUUAAACUAUCUAACAUGGUAUAUAGUUAAAAUAAUACAUACAAUACACUAAUAAACUUACAUAUAUACACAUUGAUACCACUCUUUGCUUAGUUGCUUAAUUCUACUUUCUCUUAUCUUCCAAAAUGAAGAAGCAACUACCACUUGUUCUAUUAUCCCUCACACUCAUUAUAUCACUCAUUCAUUCCACCACCGCCGGUGCCGCCACCAACGGCAACCACAACAUCACUCGCAUUCUCGCCAAACACCCUGACUUCUCCACUUUCAACCAUUACCUCACCGUCACUCACCUCGCCGACGAAAUCAACCGCCGUCAAACCAUAACAAUCCUCGCCAUCGACAAUGCCGCCAUGUCUUCUCUCCUCGACAAACACCUCUCCGUUUCCACUCUCAAAAACGUUCUUUCCCUCCACGUCUUAGUUGACUACUUUGGCGCCAAAAAACUCCACCAAAUCACUAACGGAACAACUCUCGUUUCCUCCAUGUUUCAAGCUACUGGAUCCGCCGCCGGAACCGCUGGAUACGUCAACGUCACAAAUCUAAAAGGCGGUAAAGUCGGUUUCGCCGCCGAAGACAACGACGGACUCCAUUCAUUCUACGUUAAAUCCGUUCAAGAAAUUCCUUACGUCAUUUCCGUUCUUCAAAUCAGUCAACCUUUAAGCUCCGCCGACGCCGAAGCUCCAACGGCGUCGCCGAGCGAUAUCGAUUUAAUCUCAAUUAUGUCAAAACAAGGUUGCAAAGCUUUUGCAGAUUUGUUAAGAGUUUCAAAAGCUCUUCCAACUUUUAAAGAAACUGUAGACGGCGGUUUAACUGUUUUUUGUCCAACAGACAGCGCCGUUAACGGUUUCUCAACAAAAUACAAAAACCUAACGGAUUCUCAAAAGGUUUCACUUCUGUUAUAUCACGGAGUUCCCGUUUACCAAUCAUUACAAAUGUUGAAAUCAAAUAACGGUAUCAUGAACACGUUAGCAACCGAAGGUGCAAACAAGUAUGAUUUCACAGUUCAAAAUGACGGAGAAGAUGUUAACCUUGAAACGAAGGUUAAUACUGCGAAUAUCAUUGGAACAUUGAUAGAUCAAGAUCCAUUUGUAGUGUACAAAAUUAGUAAAGUUUUGAUGCCACGAGAAUUGUUUAAGGGAGUAAAAGAAGAUUUAGCACCUGCUGAGUCACCUAAAGCGCCAAAGAAGAAGAAGAAGAGUAAGGCAGCUCCGGCGGAGGAUGCAGAUUCACCGGCGGAUGGACCAGAUGCAGAUUCAGAAUCUGAUGAUCAGAAAGCUGCUGAUGAUAAUGGAGUGAGUGGAUUAAAUCAACGGUUCGGAUUCAUUAUGGUGCUUUUUAGUUUGUUUAUUGGAGUUUUGGUUCUAUAAUUGUAUGCAUCAUUAAAACAUGAUGACAGCUAUGGUCAAAUUGUGGUGAUGAUAAUAUUCUUUCUUUUUCUUCUUUUUUUUCUUUUUUUCUUUUUUUCUUUCUUUGAGAUAUUGUUUGUGAAGGAAAUAAAACGGUGACACCAACGUGUUGGGGACACUGUCGUUUUUCUUUUUCUUGAAAAAAAAAUACAAUUUUAAGUUUUUUUUUAUUUUGUAUUUAUUUAUUUGAUUGGCUAUUUUUGUCGGUGUGUGACUAUGUGUAAUGGGUAGAUCCAAUUUGUGCUAGCUGCCAAUUGUGAUGUAUGCAUAAUUGCAUAUAAUUUAUUAUGAACAUUUUAUUAAAGUAGACUACAUCUU